AUGCAGCGCAGUGAGCGCGGGGAAAGACAACCCUUGUUAGAGUCGGAGCACCAUCCAAAUGCCCCGCCAGCUGUAUCAAUCGGCACUUCAUAUGUGGAAAUGCCCGUGAAACUCCCCGAUCGUCUUCCCGGGUCGCCAGGGAAAAGCCUCAGCUGGGCCAGCGCAUACAUCCUGGUUGUGUCGCGCGUGAUCGGCAGUGGCAUUUUCGCUACACCAGGAUCGAUCGUGAAGUCCACCGGAAGUAUCGGUCUGACAAUACUCGUAUGGUUAUUCGGCACCAUUUUGGCAGCCUGUGGACUGGCCGUGUCGAUGGAAUAUGGCUGCAUGUUGCCCCGGUCGGGCGGGGACAAGGUGUACCUGGAGCAUGCCUAUCCCCGACCGCGAUUCCUGGCGUCUACUCUGAUCGCCGUGCAGGCAGUGCUGCUGGGAUUCACCGCGAGCAACUGUAUUAUUUUUGCCAAAUAUACCCUGUUCGCGUUGCGCAUCGAGCCGACCGAUUUCCAGCACAAGGCUCUUGCGGUCGGUCUUCUGACGCUAAUCACCAUCAUCCAUGGCGGCUUCUUGAAGACGGGAAUAGCGAUCCAGAAUGCCCUGGGCUGGGUGAAGAUCUUCUUGAUCGGCGCCAUGUCGCUCACGGGGAUAUGGAUUCUGCUUCUCCAAUUUGUGGGAACCUCCCAUCAGAUUUCCCCGGGCGCAAGCGCUAUCGGUCCCAUCUCCUGGGACGUACUAUGGGAAGGCUCGAACUGGAGCUGGAGUCUGCUGUCCACCGCGAUUUUCAAGGUGAUGUACUCCUAUGCGGGGCUGAGCAAUAUCAACAAUGUGCUCAACGAAGUACAUAAUCCAGUCCAGACCGUGAAAACAGUCUGUCCAUCAGCAUUGCUGACGGCGGGUGGUCUGUACCUGCUCGCCAACACUUCAUAUCUGCUGGUGGUCCCGUUGGACGACAUCAAGAAUAGCGGGGAGCUCGUGGCUGCAUUACUGUUCGAGCGCCUAUUUGGGGACCAAAUUGGGAGAUCACUCCUUCCGCUCGCAAUUGCCAUCUCGGCGGCUGGUAAUGUCAUGGUGGUGACAUUUGCUCUGGCCCGCAUCAAUCAAGAAAUCGCUCGCCAGGGAUUCCUUCCAUGGCAGAAACUCCUUUCAUCCUCGCGCCCCUUCGGAACGCCCCUGGGGGGACUCUUAGUUCAUUACGUGCCAUCCGUGCUGGUGAUCUCCAUCCCACCGCAAGGAGACGUCUACAAUUUCAUUCUAGACGUAGAAGGAUAUCCUGGUCAGGUCUUCGCCCUUGCCAUUACGCUUGGUCUCUUGAUACUUCGAUAUAAGGAGCCACAUCGCCGACGACCAUUCCAAGCGUGGCUACCGGCUAUCUGGUUGCGCAUUGCGGUAUGCCUUGCCCUGCUUGUGGCACCUUUUAUCCCUCCCCCGAACUUGCAAGGAGAUGUCGACUUCUUCUACGCGACUUACGCCAUCGUUGGGAUUUCCGUGAUCCUUUUCGGCCUGCUAUACUGGUAUGUAUGGACCGUGCUUCUUCCUCAGUUGGGAGGGUAUACCUUGGAGGAGGCAGUGGAGACGCUGGAUGAUGGCACUAGUAUCACGAAACUCGUGCGUUCAUAUGAUGUUCGCUAA
Molecule: messenger RNA, 1623 nt
Organism: Penicillium canariense
Lineage: Eukaryota; Fungi; Ascomycota; Eurotiomycetes; Eurotiales; Aspergillaceae
Product: putative methionine permease
Exons: 4
Coding region: 1-1623 (540 amino acids)
Biological process (GO): amino acid transmembrane transport
Cellular component (GO): membrane
Molecular function (GO): L-amino acid transmembrane transporter activity
Source: RefSeq, a predicted model, not a curated record